GCCUGCCACAUGGGGCCCAUUUCUCAGAUCACCUCGUCCACCUCGCGCCUCUCCAACGCCGCCGCCGCCGCCACCGCCAACCGCCGCACACCAUGGCCCUCGCGUGUGCGUCUCAUUUGCGCCGCCUCGGAGCCGGAGCUCCGGCGAGAUCCUUCCACGCGCAUCCGUACCAAGCCAAGGUCGGCGUGGUGGAGUUCCUGAACGGGGUCGGGAAGGGGGUGGAGACGCACGCCGCCAAGGUGGAGGAGGCGGUCGGCGGCGACCUCCAGAGCCUCCUCCACGCCCGCACUCUGCGGCUCAAGAAGCUCGGCAUCCCCUGCAAGCAGAGGAAAUUAAUUUUGAGUUUCGCUCACAAGUAUCGUCUUGGUCUUUGGAAGCCCCAAGCAGAAUCCAAGAAAACACAGUGAAGUUGAUUUGUAUUGAAGUGGACCACUUUGAAAACUGUUUGCUAUCAUUAUACUUACCUGGGAAAAUGCAACGAAAGUUAGUUUCUAAUUUCCCCUAGAAUUAUUGGUAGUGCUGGACUUGAGAAUUUGUCAGAUAUUGAGUUGUAGUGUAAUAGUAGUUUCUAUUCAGCCGUCUGAAAAUGUGCCUAUGCUUUAUAGCAACCCUUGCAUGGAAUCUGAAAGUUCCAAUCUUAUGCCUUUUUAGUACUUUGUUUUAAUGUUUUUCACUUGUGCGAAAAUAAUAAAGUUUAAGCUAGCAAUAUGUCCUACCAA
This is a messenger RNA of Oryza sativa Japonica Group (Japanese rice), 719 nucleotides long. RefSeq lists its product as uncharacterized. The record is from RefSeq and is a predicted model, not a curated record. Lineage: Eukaryota; Viridiplantae; Streptophyta; Magnoliopsida; Poales; Poaceae.